Messenger RNA from Bactrocera oleae (olive fruit fly), 1018 nucleotides. NCBI's taxonomy places the organism in Eukaryota, Metazoa, Arthropoda, Insecta, Diptera, Tephritidae. The record is from RefSeq and is a predicted model, not a curated record.
AAAUAAAAUAAUUCAUAAUUCUGUAAUUAUUUUGUUUAUUGACUUUCAACAUCGAAAUCGAACAAGUCAAAGUUCGGAAACAUAAUACCGAACAGGAUGUACAAAAAUAUCACUGAGGUAAUUAAUCGCUCUGCCGCAUAAUAUUUAUGUGCAUAUAAAAAGCACCUUUAAAUGAAUAAUGAUUAAAAAUGGUAAUAAUUUUUGAACACAACAACAGUUACUUGCUGACAACAGCUUGCAUUUAGUGGCUCAGUACUAUUUCAGCGGUAGCGCAGAACGCAACGGUUUUCUUCUUUAUUUACUGCACAAAUAUUUAUUUGAUAACAAAUAUUUAACGAAAUACUUGCAUUACGAAUGGCGACUGAUGCAUUCAAAAAAUUACGCGCCUGGUCAGUGGUCGCCCUCUUAACGCUAUUUAUGCCGACCAUUCUGUUAAUUUCGGUGUUAAUAUAUCUCUACGAUAAUUUUGUGAGAAGUAAAGUGUGCAAAGAUAUUACCGGCGAAGUGGCUGUGGUCACCGGUGCGGCAGGUGGACUGGGCAAAUGUAUCGCUAUAGAAUUGGCCGCCAGGGGAUGUCAUGUCGCUAUAUGUGAUAUUAAUUUCGAUUUGGCUGUGACGACAGCGCGAGAAAUAGCCGAAAAAUAUGGUGUCAAAGCAAAAGCUUAUAAGGUGGACGUCACAAAUACGAUGAAUUGUGAACUCAAUGGCAAACUAACAAAUGACAUAGGUGCCGCCACUAUACUCGUGAAUAAUGCGGGGUUGUUGUUCCAUGCGGAUAGGAUAAAGCCCACAGUCGAAGAAAUUCAAGCGAUGAUAAAUGUUAAUUAUACUUCACAUUUCUGGACAAAUCGUGUGUUCAUGGAGAAUAUGAGGCGUGCCAAGAAAGGGUAUAUUAUGGCCAUAUGCUCUGUAGCCGGUAUUGCCACAGAGCGAACCGUAUAGUAGUGCUAAAUUCGCUGUGCGCACCCUGAUGCGAGCAAUGCGGGCCGAACUAAUAGUUGAGGGACUGCGUUAUAUU